GCCUCGGACGCAGUUGACAUCUCGGGAAUUUUGACUUAUCUAGUUCCGGGGUCGAAUUGCGAAUGCCGAUCGGGUCAAAUGGGUUGAUGCUGGGUUGAUCGGCGAGCAAGGUUUCCGGGAUAGGGCAGUCCAUCCAUAAAACUCUACAGAAUUAGCGCACGUGUGGUGCUCGAGUGCAAGGCAAAAAUAAACCCCGCAUUAGCGACGGACGAGAUGUGCAGAAGGAGCAUGAUUUUCAUCCGAGUACGAACCAAUGAAGCAAAACGCUGACGUUCCAACUGGAAUCUCGGCGAACAAGGUUGUCAUGUGGGCCACCGAUAGUGUUACGGACAAUCUCCCCUUGAGCCGGGCUCGCACGAGGGCUCGCUUCAACAAUAUUGAUUUGACAGCUCCACCGCACUGCGAUUGAUGUCCGCGGGUCUGAAGUACUAUGUCAAACACGAAAGCACUACUCGACUCGACUCUUGCGGUUCCGAGCGCAUAGAAUCUCUCGGCCCUGUAGGAGGAGCUUGGGGUUCGAGAAAAGUUUAUGCCUUUAGUACACAAUAAGCCGUCGACGUCGCUUAUGUCAGCGUUUCGCUAGAGAAGACAGGACGAGCAGGAAGAGUGUCUAGGACGAGAGUUAGAGACAUAGAUCUAGUUAACUAAUUGAACCAAUCUCAGAAGAUUUGAAUAGGAAGAGGAAGAGGCCGUCCUCUUUAUGUAAGAUACGGAUUCGAAAGAGUGCUUGUUCAGGAGAAGAAGAAAGAGAGAUGCAUUGUAGACGUAGUAUUCAGAUCUCUCAGUUGAAUUCUGGGAGCUAGUCGGAUGAUAGAUCCAGGAAAUCGGUUCAGCGGAAGAAGGAUCUAGGAAGAUCUGGUUCCAUAGGCUUUCGUCUGAAGCAGGAUCGAGGGUGCGCCUGGGCCCAGUUUUGUUCAGGUUCGAAGCAGGCGAACAAAAUGGUGCUUUCCCAGGCAAUUCAAGCCGGAGGCUCGAUCAUUCAGUCGGUGACGGCCAUCCAGACCAUGGGGAACAACAGGUACAACGCAUCGGAUGAGUGGGAUGACUUCGGCGUGCAGAUUGAGAGACUCCACCACGAGUACAGCAUGUGGAUGGCCAAGAUGUCGAAACAGGGAAUAAUCUCCGAGGAGGUCGGAUUGCAAUUGGUGGCUAAGCUCAACAGGGCGCUCAGCUUGUUCCAGGCCGAGGAAACGAAGCUCAGGAACAUGGAGAACCGAUCGUGGUUCGGGCGCAUCUACUGCUUCCACUUCAGAGCCGUCGUCUUCCCGUCCAGAUUAUCACAGACGCUGAAGGAUGUGAUCGACGCCUUCGCGGAUCUCCCACUGCUGUCGCUCAGAGAAGAGAUAGGAAUGGGAAAGGAAGUUGGAAGCUUGAGAAUCAGCUCGCUGGUCAAGAGGCCUCUCCUCCCACCGCUGCUCCCGCUCGUGGAAUCCAAGUACGUGCCCUUCCGAAUUUCCGAGUCUGCAAUCUACCAGGCUCUGGAGAAUCCGGCCGGACCGAGAGUGAUUCUGCUGCACGGCGGCCCGGGGAGAGGCAAGUCGACUCUCGCCAAGGCCAUUGCGCUGCACUACGCGAAUCAAACGUCGUCCACGGGCCGGACGUUCGAUCAUGUGGCCAUUCUGCAGUGCGGACCCAGGAUGCUGUCGCAGAACACGCAGAUGGAGCUGCUGCGGAGCCUGGGCGGGCGAGGGUCGGACGUAGAGGAAAUAGCUAGCACCACGCCGAAUGUGCUGAGGACGCGCAUGAAAAGUAGAACCAUCCUGGUCAUUCUGGACGACGUGUGGCUGCUAGAGCCGCUGCAACAGGUUGUAGAACUCGGAGGGGAUCGCGUAAAGUACUUGGUCACGUCCCAGAAGGCUACGCUUCUGCAGAAUGCCAUGCCCGUGGAGAUUCAGUCCGUCGAGCUCGAGGACGCUCGUAGAAUCCUCGCCCUCCACGUUCCGGGCCUCUUGGAUGGCCAAAUUCCCAAACAUUUGCAGGAUGUUAGUGACAGCAUGAUCAAACAGACUGAUAACAAUCCACUAGCACUUGCCAGCUUGGCGAUGACGAUUCACAGAACUAGAGCCGAUGAUAUCGACGAGUGGCAGAACACAGCCAAAGCGCAUUUCGAUCUCCUGAAACUGGAUGACAUGAAUAGAGCCCCUGUGUUCGACGGCACGAGGCCCAAGAGCUUCUGGGCGACCAUGAAAUUGGUGCGCCAGUCGUUGCCCGCAGAUGCCCAAGAGCUGCUCACGCUGAGCUCCGUUCUGGAAAGCCCGUCCACGCCCGAGGCGGUGGUGAAGCUCCUGUAUGGAUGGCACUGCCGCAAGCGCGGAGGCAACCUGUACAUGUUCACCAGGUGGAGAAGCGAGCUGGAGGACAAUGGGUCCAUGCUCCGAGUCGAGAACAAGAUCAUCAUCCAGAGCAAGUCGGGCGAUUCGUCCUUCUCGCAGAAGACAUGGUCCCUGCACAGUCUGCAGAAGAGCUUCGUGCGCAGCGAGAUGAGGGCAGAGGUGGAGAAGCUGCUGGAUUCUUUCUUCGGCUCGGCCAACAAUCAAGCGGUCGUGGUCGACAUUGGAGAUGACAACAGCAUGACUCGGGCGGUCGAGGACAUCGAUUCCGACGAGGAGUUCGACGCAGAACAGGAUGAGCCUGCCAACUCCGAGAAUGGGGACUCGGACAUCAGUGACAGCGAGAGCGUGGCUGACGACUCUGACGAGACAGGUGAGGAGGCCGACGACUCGGAGGGCGUGGUCGGUGAUCCUGAGGAGAUUGACGUCGCCAUGGACGAUCAGGAGAAGAUGGUCUUAUUCCUGUGCGCGCUAUAUAUGGACGAUGAUUUCUCCAGGAGGGCAGUCGAAAGGCUGCGGAUUGCCGGAUCGAUUUUCAAGAUUAGAGUUAGGAGGAGCGCGAUUGAGCCGAUUCUGCAGCUGCUUCCGGAGCACGACGAUGAAUCUGAUCAGGCACGCGUUCAGAGGCAGUUCGUCCAGAAGGUGUUUCUGACUUAUCUGACCUCCGGUGAGCUGAAUGACGAGGGCCUGGCCCAUUUGCUCUGGAAAGCAGGGCCCUCGGUGGCGCUGGUCGCUACAUACGUCCUUCAGAGCAUCGCCUCUUUAGCGGUCUAUGAGGAGGGCAAAAUCCUGCUCAGUACAAAGACCAAGAACGUCAUGGCGGCUGUGGCAGCAUUCCUGGAGGAAGGGGUGGAUGACGAUGUCCAAAACCAGGUCCUCCAGACGCUGACCACUCUUGCCAUCUACAAGGAGAAUCACGAGUCCAUAAUUUCUGCAUCUCCUCAUGUGUUGGAAAAGCUGGUGGGCUUUCUUGCAGAGACCACUCCUCCCGAAAGGCAGAUGACGGUCUGUGUCAUUCUGGCCAAUUUGACCCAGGGCGAGGAUAAUCCGGUCGGAAGUAAGAUCCCCGUGGGAUGCGUGAAAGAGCUAGUGCGGCUGUUGUUCAAGAAGCAAAGCCAGCUUCAUGCUCUGCUGCCUCUGAUUAACAUGGCUGGAAGCGAUGUGGAGGUUGCCGAGACGAUCCUGGAGUUUCCCGGAGUCGUGAGAGAGGUGGUCAGCAUGCUUUCGAACAACGACCCUCGCGUGCAGGAGCACGCUGCCAAAGCUCUGGCGAUGUUCGGAAGAAACAGCGUCGAUAACAGGCAGAAGGUAUUCCAGCAAUCUCCCUCCUGCGUGUCGGAGCUGCUGAAGCUCAUCACCAGCGACAAGGUCCACGCCGUGCAAGUGCAGGCCCUGCUCGCUUUGAACGAGAUGGAGAAUGGAAGGACGAUCAUCACCGGGACUCCCAAAUGCUUGGCAGAGUUGCUGAAGCUGCUGUCCGCACUGAUGGAGCAAGUGGAGGAUGUUCAGGUCCGCGCUCUCGAGGCUUUGGCCCAACAAGCGUUGGCGGACGAGAAGACCUCCAACACGAUCUUGAUGUCCCCGGGAGCCAUCAGUGAUCUGGUCACUCUGCUCUCCAAGAGUGACAUUCCGAAUGUUCAGUCGGAAGCAGCGAGAACGCUGGCCUUCUUAGCCCGACGGAGCGUGGAGAAUGGCAAGACCAUUCUCAUGGAAGCUCCGGGAUGCAUCAGAGACCUCUUGAAUCUGCUGUCGAAGAAGCACAGCUCCAAGACUCAGGUGCAACUGCGAGCAGCCGAGGCUUUAGGCGACUUGGCUUACAAGAAUGUGGAAGCCUCCCGCGAGAUUCUGGAGACUCCAGGAGCGGUGAGGAAAAUAGGUAGGUUACUAACCAGCGAAUAUCCUGGUGUCCAUAGUGAAGCAGCAAGAGCGCUGGGUAUUUUGGCCGAUAGCAGUGAGGAGCAUGGCAAGUUAAUAAUCAUGGAAUGUCCAAAACUGCUAACUGAACUUCUGAAGCUCAUUUCCAGUACGCAUGAACCCGAUGUACAAGUCCGAGCAGUAACAGCUCUAGGUAAUUUAGCGUACGAAGAUCCGGAGAUAUCGAGGACAAUUCUUGAAUCUCCGGGUGCCAUCGAGGGAUUAGUCAGUCUUCUUUCGAAGAAAGAGGCUCCGGAUGUCCAAGAGGAAGCAGCUAGAACUGUUGCCAAUCUGAGCUCGGAAAGCGUGGACAAUAGCAAUCUGAUCAUCAGCCAGUCACCGUGGUGCAUAAGAGAACUGGUGAAACUUCUCUCCAGCGACUACAGCGCCGGAGUCAGAUGUCGAGCAGUCGAGGCCUUAGCUGAGCUGUCUACUGAAAAUGAAGACAUUGCGAAGGAUAUCCUCGAAUGUCCAGGAGCUGUGUGGCAGCUCAGCAAGCUUCUCUCCGCUGAUGAGACAGCUGACAAUCAGUAUCAAGCCGCCAGAGUCUUGGCAAAUCUCGUCUGCGAGAGCGCCGAGAACGUGAAGAAAAUCGUUCUGGAUUCUCCCGAGUGUGUCACAGAUCUGGUGGGGCUGAUGACCAAAGAUCACAGCUCUGAUGUUCUCUACCAAGCUGCUGGGGCUCUGGGCCAGCUGGCUCUCGUAAGCUUGGAGAUCGCCAGCAAGAUUCUGGAGUACCGCACGUUCAUCAAAGACUUGGUCCGGCUGCUCUCGGACGACGAGAGAAUCGAUGUGCAGCUCCAGGCGACGGAGGUGCUGAGCAUCCUCGCGACCAGUAGCGUGGAGAACAGGAAGAUCAUCCUCCAGAAGUCACCGGAGUGUGUACCAGAAGUGGUGAGGCUGCUAGUUUCGACCAAUGCUGAUGUCCAGUAUGGAGCGGUGCACCUGCUCGCUUGCCUAGCUCAUGAAAACGAGGAGAAUGCCAAGGAGAUUCUCAAGCACCCUGAAGCUGUCAGAGACGUGGUCUCUCUCCUGUCCAACGACGACAACCCCGACGUUCAAGAGGAAGCCAUCAAGACCUUGGCCUUUUUGGCCGGGAGCAAUCCGGCCAAUGCCAAGCUCAUGGUUCUGGAGACUCCCGAGUUCGUCUCGGAACUGGUGAGGCUGAUUUCCAAAGACCGUAGCUCCGAUCUUCUGUACCAAGCAGGGGAAGCUCUGGCCGAGCUGGCUCUCGGGAGCUUGGAGGUCGCCACGAAAGUCCUGGAGUUCCCGGGCGUUGUCAAAGAGCUCACCUGGCUCCUCUCCAACCACGACAGGGUUGAAGUCCAGCUGCAGGCGGCGGUGUUUCUGAGCAUCCUAGCUUCCAGCAGCGUGGAGAAUGGCAAGACAAUCUUGGUCCAAUGUCCCGAGUGCGUGACGGAGGUGUUGAAGCUGAUUUCCGAGAGGCAGGAUGUGCAGUACGGAUCGGUGCAUCUCUUGGCUUGUUUGGCUUUCGAGAAUGUGGACAAUUCGAAAGAGAUUCUGGGGUCGCCAGGAGCAGUCGAAGAGCUCGUCAGGCUACUGUCCCACGAUGAAAAUCCCGAUGUCCAAGAGGAAGCUGCGAGGACUCUGGCUUUCUUGGCCGACAGCGACGCGGAGCACGGGGCUAUGAUUCUGGCAGAAUGUCCCGACUGCAUAAUCGAACUGGUGAGGCUCCUCUCGACCGACGAGCACUGUCCCGAAGUUCAGCUCCGAGCAGUGGAGGUUCUCACAGCUCUGGGCUCGGGAAAUAUAGAGAUCUCUGGCGUGAUUCUCGACACUCCGGGAGCUCUCAAGGGUCUCGUGGGGCUGCUCGCGAAGUCGAACGAUGAGAAUUGGAAGGUGCAGGAGGCGGCGGCCACAGCUGUGGCGUAUAUCGGAAGUGAUAGCGUCGAGCAUGGCAAGACGAUUUUCAGGCGCUCUCCGGAAUGCGUGGGCGAGCUGGUCAGGCUGAUGUCCAGCGACCACGACGCUCGAGUCCAACGGAGAGCAGCCGAGGCUCUGGCAGAGCUGGCCACUGUGAGUCAAGAAACGUCGAAGAAGAUUUUGGAAACUUCCGAAGCCGUGAGUCGGUUGGUGACGCUGCUCGCCCACGAUGAGAGUCCUGAAGUGCAGGAGGAGGCAGCUCGAGCUCUGGCGAAUCUCGCUUCCGAGAAUGUAGACAACGGAGAUAUGAUCGUUCUCAUCUGCCCGGAAUGUAUCGAAGAAUUGGUGAGACUGACAUCGAUGGAUCACUCCGCCGAUGUGCAGCAACGAGCAGCGGAGGCUUUGGCCAAUUUGGCCUUCAGCAACGAGGAGAUUUCGAACAAGAUCGUGGACUGUCUCGGAGCAGUGAAGGAUCUGGUCAAUCUCCUCUCGACCUCGAAGAACCAGCUCGUCCAAGAGGCUGCAGCCAGAGCGCUGCGCAACCUGACUUCCGUGGAAGACGUGAGGUCCGGCAUGGCUUCGGCGGUCGGCGACGAAGCCAUGGAUGCUCUGGUGGCCGUGCUGAGCCGCAAGGGAAACCUGUCCUCGAAAGCUCGCUACGCCGGAGUGGUGGCUCUGACGCUCAUGGAUCCGAAGAAAGGCGAUGCGGUGACGCUGGACACGAAGAUCGUGGCCAAAGCCCGAGGGUGCGCCAAGAAGAUGCUCGGGCUGUUCGCCGAGGCGCUCGUGGACUUCGAUUCCACUCUCCGCUGGGACCCCAAAGACGACUCCGUCUAUUCCGAACGAAUGUAUGUGAAGGCAAUGCUUCAGGACUACGAAGGGGCACUGUCAGAUGCCAACAAGGCCCUCCAACUGGAUCCGUACUAUCCAUUCUACCUGCAGGAAAGGGGAGUUCUGAAGAUCAAGAUGGGCGAUCUGAAGGGAGCGCUGGCGGAUCUGAACAAGGGCGACGGCGACGACUACAAGACUCUGAAGCACCGGGGGUAUGUCAAGUAUCUGUUGAAGGAUGAGCAAGGGGCUCGCAACGAUGCUGUAAGAGCACUACGCAUCAAAUCCUCCUCUGCUAGUAGCGCUGAGCCUGUUUGCAUACCCAACGACUCGUUGUCAUGCACCACUGUAAAAUACCUUGACUUCGAGCUAUCAUAAUAAACGAACAAACUUAAUUGAGAAAGAGGUGUCUGAAUUGUGAUGAUGAACAUCAAUCCUGAGGUUCGGAAGAGGAUAUGAUCUCCAUAACCCACAGACUUGUCGUCAAGUUCGGAGAUCAUCUGCUCUCCCGGACACCUUCCACAUCGUGCAUACUAAGCGGUCUUCUUCAGUUGAUCCACAACCUUUGCUAGAGUUGCACACAGGUUUCGGAUGUGCCUCACAAUGGUGAAUGCAACUGCGGUUUUUUCUCCCAAGAUCUGAGGCCGACUUUACACUGUCGAAGACAUCAGACAGACGCUACGCUACGCACACACUUAGUCGGUGCUAGAAUCGUCACAAUGGAUCUGCGUCUUGUGGCCAAUCAUGGAUGGCUUGGCUCACACUAGAAGCAGAACACAGUUUGGGUUGCAAAUCCCCAACCCACUCUCGGCUGGUUUGGAUAGGCUACCGGAUGAUUCUCGUCACGGUUUCAUCUGGAUAUGGUCUCAUGAAAAUUUGGAAUCGAGUGAAAGUUAGGGCCCAAUUUGAUGACUUCUCGUAACGUUUUGGAUUGGCUCUGGAGGCUUGCAGUGUAAAUUGGGCUUCGAUAGAUUUUGAAGAGCAUAAUCUGAACUUCACAUUAUGGUCGAACAUGGUUUCCUUGGAGGUGUUGUUAGCGUAGUUAGAGUAGGAUCAGGUACAGUAAGUAGCCAGGUGAGGAGUAGGAAUUUAGAAAUUUAGAAUCAGGAUUUAGGUCUUAGGUUUUAGGAUCAGGUGUAGUAAGACAACUUCCUUUCUAGGGGGCCGAAAAGUCUCGCUUGUAAGCACAAUUCUGGUGCUUUGCUGUCACUUUUUGUACGCUCUGUAUCCCAGGGUGCAUCUUCUGCGCCUUCGAGGAUGAUGAAUUCUUCUUUGCGGCCGAUACUAUCUUGGCAUUAACAUCACCACACCGCUGCUUCACUCUCUCUACUGUGACGGACUUUUGUUAAACGCAACGGGACU
This is a messenger RNA of Marchantia polymorpha subsp. ruderalis, 8318 nucleotides long. The record is from the annotation of a GenBank genome assembly. Lineage: Eukaryota; Viridiplantae; Streptophyta; Marchantiopsida; Marchantiales; Marchantiaceae.